This is a messenger RNA of Populus nigra (black poplar), 2527 nucleotides long. RefSeq names its product LEAF RUST 10 DISEASE-RESISTANCE LOCUS RECEPTOR-LIKE PROTEIN KINASE-like 2.1. Gene Ontology annotation, molecular function: protein kinase activity; polysaccharide binding; ATP binding. The coding region runs from base 174 to 2117 and encodes 647 amino acids. Lineage: Eukaryota; Viridiplantae; Streptophyta; Magnoliopsida; Malpighiales; Salicaceae. The record is from RefSeq and is a predicted model, not a curated record. The transcript has 3 exons. Gene Ontology annotation, biological process: protein phosphorylation.
CACGGCCACGCCUCCUGUUACAAAUAUUGUCAGGCAGAGAAGCCCCAAUAAUCAACUCAAACUCACUCUCUCACAACCUUCUUUAUACUGAUUCCCUCUUCACCUUCCUCCCCCAUAAUUUAUUCACCACCGUGUCUCUUCCUCUAUCUCCUCCACAAAAUCAAGAUUCCUAAAUGAACCACAACUUCCUUUUAACAUCCUUUUCUCCAAUAAUAAAUCUCUUUGUUGUCACUUUGUUCCUCCUGGCAAAGAAAGCCUCAUGUACAGAUCCCCAGUUCCUAGCUUGUAAUCCCGAAAGCUGUGGCGAUGGCCAAAACAUAAACUUCCCAUUUUACAUCCAGAACAAGCAAGAACCCUCUUGUGGCUACCCUGGAUUCAGUCUCUCUUGCAAUAACAAAGGCAAGCCAGUCCUUAAACUGUCCAAUAAUGAGUAUAUCAUCCACGAAAUCUACUACCAAAACCAGUCUCUUCGUGUCUCAAAUGCAGCUGUUUUUGGGAAUACCACCUCCUGUAUUCCUCAAAUACAAAACAUGUCUCUAGCUGAUGACGGGUUCCGUCUACCUUCUAACAGAGCAAGCCUCUUCUUGCUUUACAAUUGCAACUCAACACUGCUAGCAAAUGAUAGUGAACUUCUGAAUUACAAGGUUGAUUGUUUUGGGGAGAAUGGAACUGUUUCAACUCUAGCAAUGCUUGAUGAUGAUCCUCUGUUGGGUCCUGCAUCGGACAAGUGUGAAACUGGAGCUGUGGCACCUGUGGAUGUGUAUAGAGGAGAGAAUGUUGGGAGUGAAAGGAUGCUAUUGUUAGAAAGAGGGUUUGUGUUGAAUUGGAUAGCAAGUAAUUGUAGCAUCUGUGAAGAGAGUGGUGGCAAGUGUGGAUUUGAUAACGCCACAUACCAUUUCAAAUGUUUCUGCCCUGAUAGACCUCAUUCUCGGUUUUGUCCUUCCGGGAAUGACAAUAUGGGACGAAAGCUUAUAAUAGCUGCCUCAGCUGCCGGCUUUGGAGUUCUAAUAAUUACAAUCUGCUGCGUCAUCAUCAGAAAGUUCUCACCCGUCAACUUCCUUUCUUGUUUGAGAAAAACCAGAGGAAGUCGAAGUAUAGAGGUUUUUCUGAGGAACUAUGGAACCUUGGCACCAAAAAGAUACAGUUAUUCAGAACUUAAGAAAAUGACCAAAACCUUCAAAGAGAAACUAGGCCAAGGAGGCUAUGGAAGUGUUUUCAAAGGCAAUUUACCUGAUGGUCGUCUUGUUGCUGUUAAAGUCUUGAAGAAAUCAAAGAGUAAUGGAGAAGAAUUUGUCAACGAAGUUUCAAGCAUCAGCCAGACUUCCCACGUCAACAUUGUUACUCUUCUAGGGUUCUGUUUUGAGGGUUCCAAACGAGCUCUAAUCUAUGAGUUUAUGUCUAAUGGGUCUCUUGACAAGCACAUAUAUGAAGAAGAAAAUCUCUCAAAAGUAGAUCGCCAAUUAGGGUGGGAAACACUAUACCAAAUUGCAGUUGGCAUUGCUCGAGGAUUAGAAUACUUGCACAGAGGUUGCAACACAAGAAUUUUACAUUUCGACAUCAAACCUCAUAAUAUUCUUCUAGAUGAAAACUUCUGUCCUAAAAUUUCUGAUUUCGGCCUGGCUAAAAUAUGCCCUAGAAAAGAGAGUAUCGUAUCGAUGAUGGGUCCAAGAGGAACUAUUGGAUACAUUGCCCCCGAAGUAUUUUGUCGAAAUUUUGGAGGGGUCUCUCACAAAUCUGAUGUUUAUAGCUACGGGAUGCUAGUAUUAGAAAUGAUUGGAGGGAGAAAAAACUUCUGCGUCGGAGCUGGUAAUACCAGUGAGAUCUAUUUUCCAUAUUUGAUAUACAAGCGUCUUGAACUAGGUGAAGAACUUGGACUUCAAGGGACGGGCAAUAAAGUGGAAGAGCAAAUUGCAAGAAAAAUGAUUUUAGUAAGCUUGUGGUGCAUACAAACUGAUCCCUCAAAUCGGCCACCCAUGUCUCGAGUGGUAGAAAUGCUGCAAGGAAGCCUCGAGUCCUUGCCAAUCCCACCGAGACCGAUCUUGUCUUCCCCUCCAAGAUCUCCUCAUGGAUCAAUUUCAGAUUCCUCGAGCACCGCUAUCAUAAUCCAUGACCUUUAAGUUUUAAAUACGCAUCGCGUCUUCCUUGCACCAGGCCAUGAAGCAUUGUACCAAAAAUGUCUUGGAAAACUCCAUGGCCUGAGCUAGUCAAUGUAGCAUAUUGCUCUUGAAGACUCUCUGCUGUUUGCACAAUUAAGAUGCAGAAAAUCCGUUCCAACUUUGAUCAAUUAGUGUGUUGGGACGUUGGCGAUUUGAGUUCUAAAUACAGACUUCACACAAAAUCUUCUAGCUUUACUCUACUCUCAAGAUGGGAGGGCUAGAAGAAGUGUGAUCAGUUUCAGCACAUUUUUUGCAUCAGCAAGACCAACAGUUGCCCCCAACUUGUAUUCAUUACACAAAAACAAAUGUUGUUCUUGCAGACUUAGUUUUUCUUAAUACAUCAUAUUAAUAUUGUCGACGUGUUCUUAAAA